This is a messenger RNA of Medioppia subpectinata, 687 nucleotides long. NCBI's taxonomy places the organism in Eukaryota, Metazoa, Arthropoda, Arachnida, Sarcoptiformes, Oppiidae. The record is from the annotation of a GenBank genome assembly.
AUGCCUGAAGAAAAGAAACAAAAAAUUAUUAAUGAAGUAAAAAAUUUGGCAAAACUGGACUCAGAUUUUGUGGUAAAGUAUUUUAACUCAUGGCUUGAGUCCAAUCAUCUCUACAUUCAAAUGCAAUUCUGUUCGCAAAAUCUUCGAUCGCUUCUCAAAGACAAACCCAUUGUCUUCGAGAGACAACCGGAAGACCACAUGAAUAAUGUGUUCGAAGAGCUCUUAGAGUGUGUCCAAUAUCUACACGAAUGCAAACCUCCAGUCAUUCAUCGGGAUCUCAAACCCGAUAACAUAUUAAUUGAUCACAACUUUACGUCCAAUCGGUUUAUAAAACUGUGUGACUUUGGUUUGGCCACCGAUCACGACAUUAAUAAGCAAACUCCAAGUAACGACCAUACGUUAGGUGUGGGCACUUUGACCUAUAGUUCACCCGAAGUAUACCAUUAUAAGCAAUAUAACCACAAAACAGACAUUUAUAGUCUCGCAUUAAUCGCCGAACAGAUCUAUAGUAUUGAUCCACAAAUUUCGCAUUCGUCUCAAGCAAUUGAAUCCGAGUUUAAAAAACUUUAUGAUAAUCUUAUCCAGACUUUGCAGUCAAUGCAGUCGAGUCCUGACUAUAAGCAAAGGCCUGAGUGUCGGGAAGUGUUGGCCAAACAUAACGAGUGGGCUAUUGAUAAGACACAAUAA